AUGGCCGUCCAGCGUAACGUUCACCAGCCGCUCCUCUUCGAGUGCGCUUGGGAGGUCGCAAACAAGGUCGGCGGUAUUUACACCGUCAUCAAGACCAAGGUUCCAGUCACUGUCAAGGAAUAUGGAGACCGUUACUGCCUUAUCGGGCCCCUUAGCUACAAGACUGCCCCCAUCGAGGUCGAGUCGAUGGAGCCCGAGCCGGGAUCGCCGAUGGAAGGCACUCUCAACGCGAUGCGCGACCAGGGCGUCAAGUACCUCUACGGCCGUUGGCUGAUUGAGGGUGCCCCUACAGUCCUUCUCUUCGACACGGCCAGUUGCUACAACCGCAUGGAUGAGUGGAAGGGUGACCUCUGGAACGUGGCUGGCAUUCCGACGCCCCCCACCGACCACGAGACCAACGAGACGCUCGUGUUCGGCUACAUGGUCGCAUGGUUCCUUGGCGAGUUCUCUGGCCGCUGCCUUGACACUGCCAUUAUUGCCCACUUCCACGAGUGGCAGGCUGGUCUUGCCAUUCCCCUCUGUCGCAAGCGCAAGAUUGACGUCACCACCAUUUUCACCACCCACGCCACGCUCCUCGGCCGCUACCUUUGCGCCGGCAGCGUUGACUUUUACAACAACCUGCAGUACUUUGACGUCGACCACGAAGCGGGCAAGCGCGGCAUCUACCACCGCUACUGCAUUGAGCGCUCAGCGGCGCACUGCGCCGAUGUGUUCACGACCGUCUCGCACAUCACGGCGUACGAGAGCGAGCAUCUGCUGAAGCGCAAGCCUGACGGUGUCCUCCCCAACGGCCUCAACGUCGUCAAGUUCGCCGCGAUGCACGAGUUCCAAAACCUCCACGUCAAGGCCAAGGAGAAGAUCAACGACUUUAUCCGCGGCCACUUCUACGGACACUACGACUUUGACCUCGACAACACGAUCUACAUGUUCACCGCUGGCCGGUACGAGUUCCGCAACAAGGGUGUCGACAUGUUCAUCGAGUCGCUCGCUCGCCUCAACCACCGUCUCAAGGCGAUGAACUCUAAGAUGACCGUCGUAGCGUUCAUCAUCAUGCCCGCGGCAACCAACUCGUACACGAUCGAGGCGCUCAAGGGUCAGGCCGUCACUGGCCAGCUCAAGGACGUUGUCAAGCAGAUCACGGACAGAAUCGGCAACCGUCUCUUUGAGCACGCGGCGCGGUACGACGGCACGCACGGUACCGAGGUCCCCAAGGCCGAGGACCUCAUGUCGGCCGAGGACCUCGUGUUGCUCAAGCGCCGCGUGUAUGCACUCAAGCGCAACUCGCUCCCACCUGUUGUCACCCACAACAUGCAGGAUGACGACAACGACCCCAUCCUCAACCAGAUUCGCCGCGUGCAGCUGUUCAACCGCACUUCGGACCGCGUCAAAGUCAUCUUCCACCCCGAGUUCCUCAACUCGAACAACCCCAUCCUCGGCCUCGACUACGAGGAGUUUGUGCGCGGCUGCCACCUCGGUGUCUUCCCGUCGUACUACGAGCCGUUCGGCUACACGCCCGCCGAGUGCACUGUCAUGGGCAUCCCCAGCGUCACGACCAACUUGUCUGGUUUCGGCUGUUUCAUGGAGGACCUCCUCGAAUCGCCCGAGGACUACGGCUGCUACAUUGUCGACCGUCGCGGGCAGGGUAUCGACGACUCUGUCGAGCAGCUUACGCAGACGCUCACCGAGUUUACGACCAAGUCGCGUCGCCAGCGCAUCAACCAGCGUAACCGCACCGAGCGUCUUUCGGAGCUGCUCGACUGGAAGUCGCUUGGUCUCGAGUACGCCAAGGCGCGCCAGCUCGCUCUCCGCCGCGCAUACCCCGACUCGUUCAACGACGACGAGCCCGAGUUUACGGGUGUCCAGAGGGUCGGUGUACCUCUCUCUGCGCCCGGCUCGCCGCGCUACCGCUCUGGCAUGAUGACUCCUGGCGACUAUGCGACCCUCACCGAGGAGAUGGAGCACCUGAACACGAGCGACUACAAGGGUGUCAAGCACCCGUGGCACUGGAACAAGGAUGACAGCGAUGAAGAGGACGGCUACAACUUCCCUAUCGCGGGACUGAAGCCUCGCGGGCGCUCGGACUCGCUGGCAUCGGCCAUCUCGGGCACGAUGACGCCGGGCGGCAAGCACUUCCUGGAUGACAAGGACCUGGAGCAUGCCGACAAGAAGUUGGAAUCGCACUCGUCUACGAACGGAAACUAA
This is a messenger RNA of Cutaneotrichosporon cavernicola, 2202 nucleotides long. RefSeq lists its product as uncharacterized. The transcript has 7 exons. The coding region runs from base 1 to 2202 and encodes 733 amino acids. NCBI's taxonomy places the organism in Eukaryota, Fungi, Basidiomycota, Tremellomycetes, Trichosporonales, Trichosporonaceae. Gene Ontology annotation, biological process: glycogen biosynthetic process. Gene Ontology annotation, cellular component: cytoplasm. Gene Ontology annotation, molecular function: alpha-1,4-glucan glucosyltransferase (UDP-glucose donor) activity. The record is from RefSeq and is a predicted model, not a curated record.